AUGUCUGAAACCAUCACCGAAGCCAAUGUGCCGGCCAGCUCUGUCGCAGUCAUCAAGCCACACCCAGACACCCACGGACAAGUUGUGAGACUUUCCGCGAUCGACCAGAUUGCGCCUAGGGAUUACAUGUCAAUAUGCCAAUUUUUCCGACUGGGUCCAGAUGUGGAUAAGAGAGAAAUCUUCCGCGCCCUCCAGGAAGCUCUGUUGAACAUCGUGAAUGACCUACCGGAGCUUGCAUGCUGUGUGCAGAAACACACCCAGAGUAGCCGUGAAGAAGUGGAGCUCAUAUUUGACUCCAACAAGGGUGUUGAAAUCCAUUACAAAGAUUAUACUUCACCGGAGUAUUGUGAUCUGUGGAACUUUGGCUCAUUUGACCAACUUGAGGAGGAACACUUCCCUCUCAACAAGUUGCCAAGGCAUAUUGUUUUCGGAACGUCUGCCAAGCUGGUAGAUGGUGUGAGGCUUCCAGCCCUUGUCAUUCAACUUAAUUUCAUUCCCGGAGGACUAAUCCUUGGAGUAUGUCUACAUCAUGUUGCUGGUGAUGGUCAAAGUAUUUUCAUGCUAUUGUCUGCCAUGGGCGCUCAUUUUUCCGCUGCGAUCGAUGGGCUAGACAGCAAACCUACCUCGCAAAUCCAUCUCCUAGAGAGAAGUGGUGUCGUUGACGGCGAUAAAAGUGUAAAGAUUCAGGAAUUCCCUCACUGGAAGCUUGCAGAUGCCACUGGCGAGUUCCUCAAUCCAACGGCGUACACAGCUAGUGAGGUUUCCACAUUCCAAUAUGCUACAUACUUCAUCUCAGCCGAGAAGCUCGCCUUGCUCAAACGCCGCAUCUCGAACAACGUUCCCGAAACCAAGCUCGGCACAAUCGAAACAUUGGGUGCCUUUAUCUGGCGUCACGUAAUCGUGGCCAGAAAUAUCGAUCCUCAGACGUAUCCCGAGGCAAAGCUUUCCAUCACCAUCGAUGCCAGGGGCCGGAUGAAAGCCCCCAAUGUCCCAUCCAACUAUUGGGGGAACUUCGCGGAACCAAACGCAGUGGCCAGGCUAUCCGUUGCGCGUCUUCAGCAAGGCGCAUCGUCACCAACAUCAGACGAUCCCACGAACACCAUCUACCCCGAGGCGGCGCGUCGAAUCAACAGAGCCAUAGCUGCGGUGGAUGAUAAGGCAGUCAGGCGUCUUGUCGGUAUCCUUAAUCAGAUGCCCAAAAGCACAACAUUAACGUGGAAUGUCAACCGCUACCCUGGCCCAGACAUGCUUCUUGUCUGUCUCCAGGGUCAUGCGUACAAUGAUAUCUACUUCGGCAAUGAGCUUGGUUUUCCCGCAGCAUCACGAUUCACUGUCGGUGAUACCGAAAGCAAACCUGAUGGCCGCUGUAUGAUUAUGCCACCUCGCCGUGGCGACGGGAAAGGUCUUGAAAUCGGGCUGCAGUAUGACAAUAGCACACUAAAGAGGCUUGAGAACAAUGCUGAGUUCGGGGAGUUUUUUGUGCGGAGAAACUAA
Penicillium manginii is the source of this 1494-nucleotide messenger RNA. RefSeq lists its product as uncharacterized. NCBI's taxonomy places the organism in Eukaryota, Fungi, Ascomycota, Eurotiomycetes, Eurotiales, Aspergillaceae. The coding region runs from base 1 to 1494 and encodes 497 amino acids. Gene Ontology annotation, molecular function: acyltransferase activity, transferring groups other than amino-acyl groups. The record is from RefSeq and is a predicted model, not a curated record. The transcript is spliced from 2 exons.